This is a messenger RNA of Cyphellophora europaea CBS 101466, 879 nucleotides long. RefSeq lists its product as uncharacterized. The transcript has a single exon. Lineage: Eukaryota; Fungi; Ascomycota; Eurotiomycetes; Chaetothyriales; Cyphellophoraceae. The coding region runs from base 1 to 879 and encodes 292 amino acids. The record is from RefSeq and is a predicted model, not a curated record.
AUGAGCGCGACUAAAACUCUCAUAAUACGCUCAGCACCUGCUUCACCAGGGGCUAGCAUACGCGAUGCCACGCAGACGGUCAGGUGGGAUGCUAUCCUAACCAAAGGGAAUCAGAUAUGGACUAAAAUUCGGCAUCCUCAUUCCUCACAAUGCCACCCAUCUCUAGGCCGUGAAACAGGCCAACUCCGUCUUGAACUCGUCUUCCCUACUAUCAUUCACUUGUGGGAGACCGCACCAAUCCCCAUUGUGUUCAAGGUCAACUCUGCGGACGGCACCCGUCCUGAUCUAGAUCAAUUGCUGAUCAAGAAAAUCUCCAUACAGCUCGUUGUCUGCACGAUGGCUCGGGUAGGUCUGCGACAACAGAUCCGGACCACUAUGCUAUCGCUCUACGAAGACAGCUUCACCGUUCCUUUGACGCAUGACAGACCCGAGCAGGAUCACCACGGUGUGGCCAGCCCCCAAGAUGGCGCUUCAGCUGGAUCAACAGCAGGCUGCAAUCUCAACAUUGACGCAACGCACACCGGUACGAUCCUGCGACAGGCUCUGCGCAAGCACGGCAUCGUGCCCGAGUUCUCCACCUACAACAUCUUCCGUGCCUACAGCCUCCAGCUUUCCGUGCGUCUACGUGCGGCCGGCCAGAAUUUCACUUUUCGUCGCAAGGAGAUUCCGAUUUCGAUACCGAUGACGGCUUCUUUGGAGACUGCACUCCGACUGCCGCCUCCUUAUGACGCUCCUAUGGAUGCAGCAUGGGCGGCCGACGGUCCUCGAAACCAGGUAGAUGUCGCAGAUGAGCAGAUUGUCUGCCUCGAGGGGCAGCCCCCGGACGGCGUGGACCAGCUGCCACCUUACACCCGACACAGAGGGCCGAUAUCUGCAUGA